CAGCUCUAGGACCCUGCGGCCCGCCGCUGUCUGGUGCCGGAGCAGCGCACCUACUCCGCCAGACUCUUGAUCAGUUAUUUGCAUGCAAGUGUCCAUCCGGAGGGUCAGUCUGGAGAUGGCUGCGUAUCGGAUGGGGAGGCGUUAUAACAAUAAGAUCCACUCACCGAACCGAGGCACCAGCCGGGAAGCUGGACUGAGUGUGCAGAAGAGACAAGCACGAGUCACAGUAAAAUAUAAUAGAAAGGAACUCCAGAGGCGCCUGGAUGUGGAAAAGUGGAUAGAUUGUGGACUUGACGAGCUGUAUUUGGGAAGGGAAGAGGAUAUGCCAGAAGAAGUGAACAUUGACGAGCUACUAGAUCUACAAAGUGAUGAAGAAAGGAUGCAGAAGCUUAAGGACAUUCUUCAUACCUGUGGAAACAACACAGACGUCUUCAUCACAGAAUUGGUGAAUAAACUUCAUGGUUUGCAGAAACAAGAAGAUCUUCACAACAAUGGGAUUGAACAUCCCCAGCUUCACAUCUUCCCUGAUUGCCAGGGCUCUCCUGACACUGAGAGAAACUGAGCACCUGCUCAAACAUCUACAUCUCUUCAGUCUCCUGUAUUAAAAACGCUUCACAUCAAGGCAUCAGCAGCACAUGUUGCUGUCUUUAAUUUGUCAAAUAACAAAACAAAAAAAGAAAGAAAAA
Molecule: messenger RNA, 686 nt
Organism: Sinocyclocheilus anshuiensis
Lineage: Eukaryota; Metazoa; Chordata; Actinopteri; Cypriniformes; Cyprinidae
Product: protein phosphatase 1 regulatory subunit 14A-like
Exons: 4
Coding region: 83-562 (159 amino acids)
Biological process (GO): regulation of phosphorylation
Cellular component (GO): cytoplasm
Molecular function (GO): protein serine/threonine phosphatase inhibitor activity
Source: RefSeq, a predicted model, not a curated record